Penicillium soppii is the source of this 1287-nucleotide messenger RNA. RefSeq names its product putative nucleoporin. Gene Ontology annotation, biological process: nuclear pore organization; NLS-bearing protein import into nucleus; protein localization to nuclear inner membrane. The transcript has 2 exons. Gene Ontology annotation, molecular function: structural constituent of nuclear pore. The coding region runs from base 1 to 1287 and encodes 428 amino acids. The record is from RefSeq and is a predicted model, not a curated record. Gene Ontology annotation, cellular component: nuclear pore central transport channel; nuclear pore. Lineage: Eukaryota; Fungi; Ascomycota; Eurotiomycetes; Eurotiales; Aspergillaceae.
AUGUCGACUCUCUUCGGCGCAAGCCAGCCCCAGGCAACCUCUUCACUAUUUGGCAAUAAUGCGAACAAGCCAAGUCCCUUUGGUGCCCCGGCAGCACCAGCCCAGCCCACCAGCUCUCUGUUCGGCGGAACACAAAACCAAUCAUCGACAGGAACUGGAAUGUUCGGCGCAGGUGCUCCCAGCACCAAUGCCAACCAACAGCAAACUGGAAGUCUAUUUGGUGGUGCGCAGCCACUACAGCAGCAGCAGCAGCAGCAGCAACAGCAACCAUCGACCGCGACCGGAGGAUUAUUCGGGGGUGUCAAUUCCAAUAACCAACAGCAGAGCAGUGUCUUUGGUGGACAACAGCAGCAGGCGCAGCAACCGCAGCAAUCCCAAUUCGGCCAAACUACGAUGGCAACACCACAAUCUCAGCAGCAGCAGCAGCCUUCCCUCUCAUCAAGUCUUUGGUCUCCCGGCCGUGCGAUAACUGGAGUGCAUCGAACUGUCCCUAUGCAAGUUGCUAUUAUCAAGGAUAAAUGGGACCCGCCGAGCCAGACAUCUCCAUUCCGAGCUUAUUUGUAUAACAAUGUUGGUGAGGAGGCCGCGCCGUUCUACCAACCUGGCCCCGAGGAUGACGAAUCUAAAUGGGAGGAGGCAUUGCGCAAACGUCCGGGCCCAGGGUAUGUUCCUGUGCUCGUCAAGGGCUUCUGGGAUCUCGGCAAGCGCGCCCAGCGACAAAGGGAUUUCCUCACUAUGAUGCAGUCGCGCCUGCAUGAGAUCAAUAACUGCCUGACUGGACUCCUCUCGAAGCACGACCUCAACAUUUCUGUUAAGAUCGCCGACUGUCGUCGAAAGCACAUGAUUCUGAGCAAGCGGUGCCUCGCGCUUGCCGCGAAGACACAAAUUCUUCGCAACCGAGGCUACGCCAUGGAUGAAGCCGAGGAGGAGUUGAAGAAGAAGCUGUUCGACCUGGAACGUGAUGUGUUCGACCCAUCUCUCAAUGGUCGCGCCGAAGAAAUUUGGGCCCGUAUGCUGGCUAUCCACGAGCACUCUAAGCGACUACAAGUAGAGUUGGACCGUGCCGGCGUGAACGUGACGCAGGCAGACGAUGAAAUUGACGAGCAGACAUUGAAGACAGCGAAGAAGGUUGGUCCCUCUCGGGUUUAUGUUACACCUUCUGAACAGUCCACUAACAAUAUUCUGCAGAUCCUAGAUGACUACCACUCCCAGAUCCAACAUCUGCAGAAGGAGAUGGAGUCAAUCAAAAGUGACUUCGCGGAGACUGAGAAGGCCAUUGGGCAUUAA